UUAUCAAUAAACAUUCAAAAAAGAAGUUCGAUGUUUCAAAAGAAAAUGUCGAAAUCGAAAGGCGACAUUGAUGUGCCAGAAGCAUUUCCAUACAUUCUGAAAACCUAUGCAAAAGAUGCAUUGCGAACACAGCCAUAUGACCUGCUCUCCUGGUCUGCCGCUUAUUUUCGAUGUAUUGCUGACAAUAUUAAACCACCGGCCAAAUUACGAUUUGAAGAAAAUACAGAGCAAAUGAUCGAAGCCAGGACUUUAACACCGGAAUACCUAAAAGUUCUUAUAAAUCAGAUUGGAAAAGGCUUUUUCGUUGAGAGACAUGUUUUAGAAAGAAGAUGGAAGGAACUUGGAUUGGCAGAGAACGAUUUAUUAGUAUUUUUAAAUAUCUCUGGAAUGCUACGUUGGGAACGAAUUCAUUGGUUGGAGUUACUGGCGGUAAUGACUGCCUCAAUGUGCACGAACAUUGAAAUGUCUAUUUGUUUGAUGUGCGAAUUGCUAACGGAUGAUACAGACGGUGGGUCCAAUUCCAUACCAAUUUGGAUGUUCAAUAUAUGCUAUUCGUUUCUUGCGCACUUAAACUCCAGUUUGAACGAAGAGCAGAUCGCUGGCAUUGAAAUCAAACCGGCCCAAAUAAAUGCGCAAAAAUUCAGAAACGACCUCAUAAAUGACUGGAAAAUAUGUGUAAAUUUUUCUGACAAAAAAGACGAUUCCAUUUCAUUAAUAUUUAAUCGCAUAAAAGUAUCUACGAAUUUUGACGAAAUAAUCAAAAUACUCUCCGAAAGAAAUGUUGGCGACGAUAUCGAAAGCAACGACUCGCAAUGGAAAUGCGAAAUUAUUCGCAAAAUUGGAGCACCAUGGAAUUGGAUUUAUCAGUUUGUCAAUCAUUAUCGACCAAAUUCACAAUCAUAUAAUUUCUAUGAAUGCCAGCACACGUUGGAGAACCGUUUUCGAGAAAAUUUGACGCCACCAAUUUGGAAGUCAUCUUGUAUGCCAGGAAUUGGAUCAACAGUAGCACUCGAUGUGAGAGAUGCAUUCCUGAGCUAUGUAAAUUCGAAAGCGAUAGAAAACAAUGGCAUGAUCAAUCCCACAAACUUUAAAGAUGAACAGUGUCCUCCAAUGUGUUGAAACAUAUACCUAUAUUAAGUAUAAAAGAAACAAC
This is a messenger RNA of Contarinia nasturtii (swede midge), 1153 nucleotides long. RefSeq names its product ropporin-1-like. The record is from RefSeq and is a predicted model, not a curated record. NCBI's taxonomy places the organism in Eukaryota, Metazoa, Arthropoda, Insecta, Diptera, Cecidomyiidae. The transcript is spliced from 6 exons. Bases 31 to 1119 code for a protein of 362 amino acids.